CAUAUGAGGCUACCUAUGCCACAUGAACACAAUAACUGCAAUCAAUUCGUCCCGUUUUUUUGCAGGACACUGCAAGAAAUGUGAUAUUUUGCGAUUACGUAUAAUGAAUAGGCGUGGAGAAGAGUCUAGGCAAAUAGAGCUCAUAUUACCACUUCCUGAGCCGCUGGAAGAAAACACGUAGGAAUAUAUUGCAUGCGCAUUUGAGAUGAAGGCGUGCCGUCUUCAACAAUGGCAGGAGCAAGCGACAGGAGUAACGUUACGCCACUGCAGGCUCAGGAGACGGCCCGACUGGAAGAGCAUCUGAAGGGAUGGAGAGAGGUGCUACUGGCUCUGGAUCAGGUGCUGCGGUGGCAGAGGCCGUGGUUCCCCCUUGCAGUGAUUGGCUUCACUACCGCAUUCUUUUUGUCACUGUAUUAUCUGGACCCAUCCGUGCUGACCGGAGUCUCGAGUACUAUCGUGAUACUAAGUCUGGCUGACUACUUGGUGCCCAUCCUCGCCUCUAAGAUCUUUGGAUCGAGUCAGUGCAGGGUGUCGGAACAACAACGUUUCCAUGAGAUAUGCACAGGCCUGGUGAAGACAUACCAUCAAUUCACUGACAGUUGGAGAAGCUUUUUUAACUUCAAGGAGAGGAGACCAAAGAUGUACUUCCUACUAGUACUAAGCGUUCUACUGGGGAUGGCAUGGAUUGGCCAGCAGGUCCAUAACCUCUUGUUGACCCACCUGAUUGUCACCUUCAUCUUGCUUCUUCCUGGAAUCUCGAUCUGUGUAUCAAAAUACACUGGCAUGGUACAGAGACUUUUCAGACGAGCCAAAAAGAACGAGUGAAGAUCCGGGUGUCCUUCCACUUUGAAGCAAGGUCUCUCUCAGUGCCACAGGCAGGGACGUCUCCCACACUGCAACGUUGUUAUCAUGUUCAAAACAUCAUCUUCUGUGAAUUCCAGUGUAGUCUGUUUGUAAGGACACUGUAGUGGAGGCACAAUACUUCUGCUGUAAAAUAUGUCACAGAUGCUCCGGAGGUUUGUUCCCUCAGAGUGGUAUACCAUAGACAUUUUAUAUUCAUAUGUGCCAUUCACUGGUAUCAGUAUGCCAUAGAACCAUAGAACUAUAGAGUAAACAUUAUCUUGUGAACCCUGCAAUGUUAUGGUCAUGCCAGAGGCCACUGAAUGGCAGUUUUAGAUGCAAUUACUUCCUCGCUCACACAUUCCUUCAGUCCAUGCUUUGUGUAGAUUUAUUUAUUAUUUUAGUUUUUGUAAUUUUCAGGCGGUUUACGUGAGAAUUGAUCAAUUCCUUAAGUGUUUUCAGAAUAAAUCACAUGUUUGGCGAAA
This is a messenger RNA of Clupea harengus (Atlantic herring), 1325 nucleotides long. Its product is annotated as ADP-ribosylation factor-like protein 6-interacting protein 1. Lineage: Eukaryota; Metazoa; Chordata; Actinopteri; Clupeiformes; Clupeidae. Gene Ontology annotation, cellular component: Sec61 translocon complex; membrane. The record is from RefSeq and is a predicted model, not a curated record. Gene Ontology annotation, biological process: cotranslational protein targeting to membrane.